AUGAAGAAGGAGCAGCAGCGGGUGGACACACCUCCAGCUGCAGCACACAACAUGUCCGACUACGCACUGGAAUCAAAUGGUGGCAGUGUGAUGCAGAAACACAGUUCAAAGACAUAUCGGGCUCCAUCACCCUAUCAGUCAUAUUUGUUUUAUAACAUUUUCUGGACUGAUUUGAGGGGCCCGCCGAGUCAUCGGACUGUGAUCCAGGGCAACACAGAUCUUCGCCCUGGUUACUGCUGGGCCUUUGCCGGGGGGCGGGGACACCUGGUUGUCUCCCUGUCCCACCCAGUCAGUGUUACCCACGUCACACUGGACCACAUCUCAAAGACAGUGUCCCCCACUGGCCAAAUCAGCGAAGCUCCAAAGAACUUUGCUGUGUUUGGAAUGAGCUCUUUGGACGAGGCUGAGGGAACCUGGCUUGGCAGCUUUCAAUACAAUCAGGACGGCGGAGCCAUCCAGACCUUCCAGCUGCCUGAAUCUGCCAAACGGGUGUUCAAGUUUGUGAAGCUGGUGGUGGAGAGUAACUGGGGACACGAGGUCUAUACCUGCCUGUACAGGUUCAGGGUCCACGGGACGCUGUCCCAGUGACCUGUCAUCAUUCUGCCC
This is a messenger RNA of Myripristis murdjan (pinecone soldierfish), 606 nucleotides long. RefSeq names its product SUN domain-containing protein 3-like. The transcript has 5 exons. NCBI's taxonomy places the organism in Eukaryota, Metazoa, Chordata, Actinopteri, Holocentriformes, Holocentridae. The record is from RefSeq and is a predicted model, not a curated record. Gene Ontology annotation, cellular component: meiotic nuclear membrane microtubule tethering complex; nuclear envelope. Gene Ontology annotation, molecular function: protein-membrane adaptor activity. The coding region runs from base 1 to 588 and encodes 195 amino acids.